Hydatigera taeniaeformis is the source of this 1164-nucleotide messenger RNA. The record is from the annotation of a GenBank genome assembly. NCBI's taxonomy places the organism in Eukaryota, Metazoa, Platyhelminthes, Cestoda, Cyclophyllidea, Taeniidae.
GGUGACAAAGUUCCUACAACACCCAUGAUCCAGCCACUGACACAGAAACAUUUUUCAAGGUCAUAUGAUCUCAACAUUCUGGCCUUACACGUGCCUUCCAAAGCUUCAAUCGAUUGGUUGAAGAACUUGAGGGGUGGGAGUUAUCCAUCCAAUUUUUCCAUAACACCAUCUCGGCAAGUGGAGCAUGCUAAAUUAAUUUUGUUAACUAUGGCGCAAGCGGAGUUCGAGAAGAUACUCGAAACAAAGUCUCGAGGAUUUUUUGACGUAUUCAAUUCUCCGCCCAAGAACACUGCUACUUGGGAUGACUUCACCCGUAUUCGAACCCUGGGAAGAGGCGCAUUCGGUCGGGUUUUACUGGUUCGCUAUCGAGAUACAGAGAAGUACUACGCAAUGAAGGUUCUUUCCAAGUUGGAAGUGGUUAAAUCGCGGCAAAUUGACAAUGCUAUAAUGGAGAAACGAAUUUUAGCAGCGUGUAAUGUGAACCAAAUCAUCAAAUUAGCCUACAGCUUUAAAGACAACAGCUAUCUUUACAUGGUAAUGGAGUUUGUUGUGGGCGGAGAGAUGUUCGCACUAUUACGAAACAUGCGUCGAUUUCCUGAGGGUAUGGUCAAGUUUUACGCAGCUCAGGUCCUGCUGGCAUUUGAAUACCUGCAUUACCUUACCAUCACGUAUCGGGAUUUGAAGCCUGAGAAUCUGCUCAUAACUGGCGAGGGCUUUAUCAAAGUUGCAGACCUCGGAUUUGCAAAACUUCUACCCAAGGAUAAGCGCACGUGGACUCUGUGUGGAACUCCGGACUACAUGGCACCGGAGAUAAUCAUGAAUAAGGGAUAUGCUCAUGCAGUGGACUGGUGGGCUUAUGGAGUACUUCUCUACGAAAUGACCACAGGAUUUCCUCCCUUCAUGCAUCAGGAGCAGAUGAAGACAUUUGAGCACAUCAUUUCAGACCUCAUCAAGAAUCUGAUCCAAACUGACCUCUCAAGACGCUUUGGAAAUCUUCGUAAUGGCAUUAUGGACAUCAAGGGGCACGCUUAUUUCAGUGAUGUGGAUUUUAUGGCCAUCUUUAACCAAAGUGUGCGACCGCCAUAUGUGCCGAAGGUGAAGAGUCCUGGUGAUGCGAGCAACUUUGAAAACUACUUGGAUUCCAAUUCAUUUAGAGUGUUGUAA